Molecule: messenger RNA, 7940 nt
Organism: Blastomyces gilchristii SLH14081
Lineage: Eukaryota; Fungi; Ascomycota; Eurotiomycetes; Onygenales; Ajellomycetaceae
Product: Ccr4-Not transcription complex subunit
Exons: 5
Coding region: 225-7265 (2346 amino acids)
Biological process (GO): nuclear-transcribed mRNA catabolic process, deadenylation-dependent decay
Cellular component (GO): CCR4-NOT core complex; P-body
Molecular function (GO): molecular adaptor activity
Source: RefSeq, a predicted model, not a curated record
CUCCUCGCUCCCUCUCUUGCUCAACCUCCACCUUUCUAUCUCAUCCUCUCUUCAAUACAUCCAUUCCCUUCUUCUAAUUCAUAUUUAUGUCCCUGUAGGGAAGCCUCCAUUUGGGCGCUGUUACUCGUAUAUCUUUUCUCCCGUUCGUCUGCUCCUCGACGAGCCUUGCACACGUUCCCACAAUUUUCGCAGCCACACAUCCAAAUGACCGCAUUCCCAACUUCAUGAGUUUCCCUUCCCCCGCUCAAUCUUUGAUUGCUUCUGGCACCGACAAGCCAUCAGCUUCCAGGACGGCGAGAUCCCAGCAAUCUGUCUGGGGUUCCAGUGCGUCCCAAUCUAGCAUCCGCCGUGGCCUCGCGCCGCUAUCCACCAAUCUCUCCAACUCAAACUCCAGCGUAUCACCUCCCCGACGUUCUGUCCAACAGCAUAGUCCCGCUCCUGGCGCUUCUGCAACAUCUCCCCUUACGUCCACCUUUUCCGCCGUCCUGACAUCCUCUAAUCGCCUUUCGAUCAACCGCAACACGUCUUCCCCGGCACCUUCUCACACCUCCUUCUCUUCUCUCCAACAAGCUGGCUCGCACCAACAGCAGCAGCAUCAAAGUCAGACAAUUUCAUCACCGAAAAUCAGAUCUCUUACCCCUUCUUCAGUCUCGCAUCUGGCUACCUCGACGUCUUCAGGAGGAGGUAGCGGGGGCGGUGGAGGUGGUGGUGGAGGAGGUGGUGUGGGCGCGGGAAUAUCCAGGAGUGCUGCGUUCUCUCCGCUGUUGACGGGGACUACAAUCAACUCGCCAACAGGUUUCCCUUCUGAUAAGCCCGGAGCUGCCGUUAAUUCAACUGCAAACGCUGGCCAGUCGUCCCUGUCGAAAAUCUCUGUAGCUCAAGUGUUCCUCCUAUUGGACUCCAUCAACGAGAAGGAAGGGAAAGAAAAGUGGGAAACUAAAGCUGCACAGAUCCACAAGCUCGUUAAUUCAAACGGCAUGGAAGUUUUUGCAAAGUAUUUUCGUCGCCUGCUCUCUGGCAACGCCCCUCAGAUCUUUCCGGGGAUCAACAAGGUGGUGGAAAAUGCCGGGAACUAUCCUUUGCUAGUGCAGGAGGUUCAGAAGGUGUCACAGGAUCCAGAUCAAGGCCAGAAAAUUGCUGAGACUAUUGAUGCCUCUGAUGGUGAUAUCUUUCGUGACUUUGACCUUUCAACAUUCCUCGAGCACUUUAAAUUAGACCCUAUUGUCAAAGUCGCGUUGACACUCGCCUUCAAGAAUGUCAGCAAGGCAGAUUUACGCACAAAAGCCGAUGCAAUUCUUACCAAUUCAACCACCCAGUUCCUGCAUAGCGUCUCUACCAUAUCUGACACGAACAAAGAUUUUACCACAUCUUUUAUCAGCCUUACCCUUGAGCGCUUCAUCCUCCAACCACCCCGUAAUUUCGACGACGACAUUAAACAAAGGCUUGUUUACGCGUGCCGAGCGCGAUACCAAUCCGCAGAUAUGGACAUGCCUCCAGAAAUCGAAUCAGCUUUGCAAAUGUUUGGGUUGUCUGAUCCGCAAUUGACUCUUGUUCGCCAGAUACAAACGCGAGGGCCAAAAUCAAUGAGCAGUCUGGAUAACAUCGUUGAAACCAUAAAUUCAGCUGGUCCCAGUGGCUGGAGCGAAGAGCAGAUUGCUUCUGCUCUUUUGUAUGUUAUAAUUUCCCCUAAUUGGCGUCACUUCUCUCCCGAAUUGAUUCUCACUGCGGCCAAAAACCACCGAGGUGAAGCCUUUAACUGGUCAGCCUUCAUGCACGGCUUCGAUCGGGUUGGUGUGGUCAUCGAUCCGAAUCAGUUUGGUCGACUAUUUAAUGUCCUUGUUGCUGCUUCCCACGAUAACCCAAGCCUUGAUGUUCAACUGCUUUGGAGUGGAGAAUGGGAAAAUCGAGACACGCAACUAUCAUUCUUAACCGCUGCGCUCUCCUCCAACAUCGACAUUUCCCGCAUCCCCAAGUUCCGCUCGACAUACCCCUCCGACAUUUUUAGGGACGCUUCCGAAACUGUUCGUCAGCAAGCUGAGCAGGCGCAACAUAGCCUGCUUCGCUCCCGCGAUGCGGUGAAAGCCAUCUUUGAUCUUAUUCUCGAGACACCAGGGACGUGGAGCCUUCCAGACAGUCAACGAUUCGUUAAAACAGUUCUUCAACACGAUCUACCCAUAUUCCUUUGCUCUGCAUUCGCCAUUCCUCAACCGUGGAGCACUGUUCAGGUCAACUUCGUUGUGCGUUCUUUCUCUAUUUUCGUUUCCAAGCGCCAGGAUGGCUAUCAAUUUGCCCUUCAUGGCGUCUGGAAACUUAAUCGAGAGUGGGUUGUGGAACAGCUCUUUCACGCAUUUACUCAAGAUCCUUCGUGCACUGAACUUAUAUACGAGCAUGCCGUGGAGCAUGGUUGGUUAGACUGCAUUUUGGAAUUUACCAACGGCCUAGCUAUGGACCUUGCAUCUUUGGCGCACAGAAAGGACGACUAUGAUCUCGAACAGUGGGUUAAAAAGGCGGCUCAGAAAGCUCCCAUCGACAUGGGAAAUUUGUUAUCGAAAUUCCUGAGAAUAAAAGCUGAGGACGAACUACGCGUCCAACGGAAAGAGCAACCAACACCGCAGAUGGUCAGCCUGUCGGUUAAAACUGUCUUUGCCCUCCUCCAAAUUCUUGAAGAUUACAUUGUCGAUCAUGAAACCUUGACCCCCAUCCAACGAAUCUGCCUUCAAGCUUACCCACGACUGAUAAACUACGGCGAAGGAUUUGACGAUAUUAUCGAGGUCAACGGUGCUCAUGGAAAUGCUAUUCCAGUCGAAAUUGAUAAGCAGAUGCAAGAUUUAUUCGGCAAAAUGUAUCACGAAGAACUUUCCCUGCGUGAAAUCCUCGAGCUGAUGCGACGGUACAAAACGUCACGCGAUCCUGCUGAGCAAGAUUUAUUUACUUGUAUGGUCCAUGGCCUUGUGGAUGAAUAUAACUGCUACCAUACAUAUCCACUAGAAGCAUUAACAAAAACAGCUGUCAUGUUCGGGGGCAUUAUAAAUUUCAAGCUAAUAUCUGGUAUCCCGCUCAAAGUUGGCCUCGGAAUGAUACUAGAUGCGGUGCGGGAGCACGAGCCCCAUCAGUCGAUGUACAAAUUUGGCGUUGAAGCUAUCGAGCAAUUAAUGGGCCGUCUCCCAGAAUGGGCUGGAUUUUGCAACCUGCUUCUACAAAUCCCCACACUUCAAGGAACGCCGAUUUACCGCAAAGCCGAGGAAGUGCUUCGAGAUCAAGGCCACCACCCAAUUAACGAAGCUGAUGGAACUGAAUUAAAUGGACUGUCCGAUGGGAUGGCUAUGACUAAUGGCAAUAUUGAUGAGCUCCUGGCUACAGAUACUACUCAUCGCAAAUUUUCUUCCCUCCACGUGGAUCCACCGCUUCGCCCUGAGAUAUACCGCGACCCGGACGAAGAAGCUCAUGACAAAAUUCUCUUCAUUCUAAAUAAUGUUUCAGAACAAAAUAUCCAGGGGAAGCUUAGAGAUCUAAGAGAUGUUCUACAAGAGGAACAUCAUCAGUGGUUCGCCUCGUACCUUGUUGAAGAACGAGCGAAAUUGCAGCCGAAUUUUCAGCAACUUUACCUCGACCUGUUAGAGCUUAUUGGCGACAAAACUCUCUGGAUGGAAGUUCUUAGAGAGACAUAUGUUAGCGCAAUACGAUUACUGAACGCAGAAUCUACCAUGAACUCGGCAACCGAACGCACAUACUUGAAAAAUUUGGGCGGAUGGCUAGGCUCUUUGACCAUUGCCAAGGAUAAACCAAUAAAACAUAGAAAUAUAUAUUUCAAGGACCUCCUUAUCGAAGCAUUCGAUAGCCAACGCCUCAUGGUUGUCAUACCUUUCACCUGCAAGGUGUUGGUUCAAGCUAUGAAAUCCACGAUUUUCAAGCCACCAAACCCAUGGUUAAUGGAUAUCCUUGCCCUGUUGAUGGAGAUAUACCAUUUUGCGGAACUGAAAAUGAUUCUGAAAUUUGAAAUAGAGGUUCUCUGUGGAGACUUAGAUCUUAAUUACAAGACAAUUGAGCCGUCGACAUGUAUUAGGGAACGUCCAGCACAACUAGAAGAUGGCAUUUCGUCGGCCAACCUUCCUGAAGGCCUGGAGGCCUUCGAAGAUAUGUCACUGAGUAACAUAAACCGUGCUAUCCGCAACGAGAGAAUACCCCAGACAUCCAUGAUGCCUAGUCUCCCAAACCUGGAUCAAAUCUUGGUGUUCCCUCCUUCUGCGAGUACAAUGGCAGAUCCUAGCGUCCUUAGGCAAAUUGUCCACAGCGCUGUAGAGCGGGCAAUUGCUGAAAUCAUCACCCCAGUCGUCGAACGUUCCAUCACGAUUGCGUCCAUAUCAACGGCGCAGCUUAUACUAAAGGAUUUUGCAAUGGAGCCUGAUGAGGAGAAAGUUCGCCAGGCUGCAGGAACAAUGGUUCGGGCACUUGCAGGCAGUUUGGCUCUGGUGACAUGCAAGGAGCCCUUAAAAAUGAGCAUGACCAAUUAUAUUAGAGUAAUUCAACAAGAAUUCUCGGACCAGCCAAUGCCUGAAGGGCUUAUCCUUAUGUGUGUUAAUGAUAACCUAGACGCCGCGUGUGGUAUCGUUGAAAAGGCAGCGGAAGAAAAAUCUAUCUCUGAGAUCGAAAAGGUCAUUGAAUCUCAACUAGAAGCUCGCCGCCGCCACCGCGCAGCACGCCCUAACGAACCCUUCAUCGAUCCUUCCAUCAGCCGUUGGGGAUUCUUCAUUCCAGAGCCGUUUAAACAAGUCCCAGGUGGCCUCAACAAAGAACAGCUGGCUAUAUAUGAGAAUUUUGCGCGGCAAUCACGAGGGACUGGACAGAACCACAUCCAGAAUGCAUCAACUGAUUCCGGGAAACAAAUUCCAGACGUUCUUCAAGAGUCUUUCCCUGCAAUUCCUAACCUGUCUACGCCAGCCGAACAACCUGCUCUCCCUCACCAUAUAACGCAGACGCAGCAGGAAUCCAGCCUGCAACAACCUGCCAUUACAGUCCCUCAAGGCCAAAUAAAUGGUUUCCUUGAAUCAGCUGACCCGCGCGAGAAAGUAGAAACACUCGUUUCUCAGCUACAAUUGGCGGCUCGGAAUGCUUCAGAGGAACACCUCAAAGAUCUUGGGCGUGAUAGCAGCAUCCUUCAGGACUAUAACCAGCUCUUCCGGACGAUUCUUAGCGCUCCCAACGGUGAAGAUUUAGCCCAAAGGGUGGCCUCAAAAAUAUGCACCACGUUGUAUGCGCGGACCGAAAGUCGUUUGGAGAUUGAGCUGCUAGUUCACAUCCUGGCCAAGAUCUGCGAGUUGUCGUCGCCUAUUGCCAGGUUCACCUGGACAGUACUUGCCAAUGUGGGCGAUGAGCAAAUGUUCAACGUACCUGUCACCGUUGCCCUCAUUGAUGCAGGGUUGUUGGAUCUUCAACGAGUCGAUAUGAUACUCACGAAACUCAUCCAAGAUAAGAACAUGGCUGCCCUAGAAUUACUAUCUAACCUUAUUGACCGAGUUCUUUUGAACGACGAACCUUCCGCUUUACGAUCGGACUUCUCAGGAAGUUUGGAUGCGAUGAAUAAGUGGGUUGUCGAUAACCCAGAUCUCACUGUUGCCAAAGAUAUUAUCCGGAAGCUCCGCGAAUCCGGCAUCCCAGAAACUGUCAAUGCGCUCCUUACGGAUCAAGCUCGUUCAAAACGCGAUCAAAUGGAAUACAUUUUUAGUGAAUGGAUUGGCGUGUAUAAGUUUGCCGGCUCCAAUGACAGGACAUACAGCACCUUCCUCAAGGAUAUGCACCAGAGACAAGUCAUGAACAACCAAGAAGAUUCAGCCUUGUUCUUCCGGCUCAGCAUCGAUAUUUCGGUCGCCAUGUUCGAGCAUGAAUGCCAAAAUCCAACUGGGAACAUCGAUGAGGCGUUCUUGUACAUUGAUGCUCUCGCAAAGCUAGUAAUCUUGCUUGUGAAAUUCCAGGGCGAGAGCAAUGGAGCUGUCAAAGCCAGCAAACCUGUAUAUCUGAAUUCUAUUCUGUCACUUCUAGUGCUUGUCUUGAACCACCACCAAGUGAUGCGGGGAGAGAAUUUUAACCAGCGGGUAUUUUUCAGGCUUUUCUCCAGCAUUCUUUGCGAAUAUUCUAUGUGUGGCCUGCAAAAUACGGAUCAACAUAAAGAAAUGAUGUCCGUCUUUGCGGACAAGUUCUUGUCGCUGCAGCCUAAACAUGCACCUGGGUUUGUCUACGGAUGGCUUGCACUCAUUUCGCAUCGACUUUUCAUGUCCGGAAUGCUUAAUAUGCCGGAUCAGUCGGGGUGGGAAUCAUAUUGCGAAAUAAUCCAAGUUUUACUCCCGUAUGUUGGCGAACAAUUGAAGCCAGCCAAUGUUUCAUUCGUCUCCAAGGACAUAUACAAAGGGGUUCUUCGCAUUUUGCUUAUUCUCCAUCAUGAUUUCCCCGAGUUUGUGGCUGAGAAUCACUACCGAUUCUGUAAUGUUAUCCCGUCUCACUGCGCGCAACUGCGAAAUCUUGUUUUGAGCGCCUACCCAUCGUCGUUUCAGAAGCUCCCCGAUCCGUUCAGAGAAGGAUUGAAGGUUGAUAGGUUAGACGAAAUCCGGAAAGCGCCGAAGGUCGCUGGCGAUGUGUCCGCUCCUCUUCAACGUGCAAAUCUGGUCGGUAUUGUCGACAACGCCUUCCGUACUGUCGCUCCUGACAAUGCGGUCCAACAAAUCUGUGAUGCGUUAUCAAACCCGGUUGUCAAAGAAACUGGACAGUUCUUCACUCCUAUCAAUGUGGACGUUGUUCUGAUGAAUUCGCUCAUCCUUUUCAUUGGGCAAAAUGCCGUUGCGUCGAUUGGUCAGAAAAGCAACACACCCGCGGUAUUCAGCAAUUCUCCCCAUACGGUUCUGCUGGAAAAGCUUUCAAAGGCUCUACAGCCGGAAGCUCGGUACUACUUCCUCAGCGCCAUCGCCAACCAACUGAGAUAUCCCAGCAGCCAUACGCAUUACUUCAGCUACGUCAUCCUUCACCUUUUCGGAUCUGAGCAACCCGAACAACAAGGAUCGGAUAUUCGUGAACACAUUAUUCGUGUCCUCCUUGAGCGACUGAUUGUCCAUCGACCCCAUCCAUGGGGCUUAAUCAUCACUCUCCAGGAACUGCUACAAAACCGCAGCUAUACCUUCUUCCGCUUGCCAUUUAUUCAGGCGGUACCUGAGAUCAAUAAUCUCUUCGACGCGCUACUUCAGCACAUCCAGCAGCAAAGCCCCAGGGCCCUAACUUAGGGGGUAACACUAAUGUACUCUACCUAAUCCGAACACACCACAAAAAUUACUCCGUGAACCAGCUUACGACACCCUCGUUGUGGGGAUGGAUUUGACUUUGGGGGUAUAUGCCAUGACUAUAAUAUCACUUUUUUUUCUAAGGCUCUAGGUAGUUCAAAAGCUGCUAUUUUCUUCAUUCUUUAUGUUGUGCGUGCCGAUUGCAGGGUUUCUGGGUCUAUUUUACUUCUUUCAUUGUUUUUCUGCGAGGUUUGCCUUUUUCUCCUUAUCUACACUUUGCUCUGGGUUGUUUUGGGGGGGAUGCAUUUUCCUAAGUGUGCUCACCAUUAGUGAACCGAGAUGGUUGCAGAAACAUUUUAUCUUAUUGAUUUCUUCCCUUCUAUUCAUAUAUAAUGUUUCACCCUAUAUUUGACUCGCCAUUAUUUAAAUUCGCUUUGGCGUCGGGGAAAACAUGGAGGAUCUGGAAAAUCAUGAAGGACAUUGGACGGCAUUGACGCCACGAGAUAUGAAAUUAGUAGGGAUGAGUAGAAAGAAGCGUUUCUCUAGCCAACGAAGUUGUAUUAUAAAAUUUCGUCAAUGUAAUGGGAAUAUCUAACAUCAUGUACAGAUUACUACUCAGUACGCCAUUUGUAAUUGAAGAUUAAGUAAAUUGAAAAUAGCUGUGAAGAAGUUGCGGUA